CCCGCCCCGUCCCGUCCCGUCCCGUCCCGUCCGGCGCGGCCCGCCCCGCCCCGCCCGGCCCGGCCCAGCCCUGCUCCCUGCAGGCGGCAGCCCGGGCGCUUCCUAGUCGGCGGGGCGGCCGCCCAGGCGAGGUGCGGCCUCCGCGCGGGCGGGGGGCGUCGGCGCCGUGGGCCGCCAUGGCCGCGUCCGAGCUCUACACAAAGUUUGCCAGGGUUUGGAUACCUGAUCCUGAGGAAGUUUGGAAGUCGGCAGAGCUACUGAAAGAUUAUAAGCCGGGAGAUAAAGUCCUUCUGCUUCACCUCGAGGAAGGAAAGGAUUUGGAAUAUCGUCUAGAUCCAAAGACCAAGGAACUGCCUCACUUAAGAAACCCUGACAUACUUGUGGGUGAAAAUGACCUCACGGCCCUCAGCUAUCUUCAUGAGCCUGCUGUGCUCCACAAUCUCAGAGUCCGCUUUAUUGAUUCAAAACUUAUUUAUACAUAUUGUGGUAUAGUCCUAGUAGCUAUAAAUCCUUAUGAACAGCUGCCUAUUUAUGGAGAAGAUAUUAUUAAUGCAUACAGUGGUCAGAACAUGGGUGAUAUGGAUCCACAUAUCUUUGCAGUGGCUGAAGAAGCUUACAAGCAAAUGGCCAGAGAUGAACGAAAUCAGUCCAUCAUUGUAAGUGGAGAAUCUGGGGCAGGAAAAACAGUCUCAGCUAAGUAUGCCAUGCGGUACUUUGCAACUGUAAGUGGUUCUGCCAGUGAAGCCAAUGUUGAGGAAAAGGUCUUGGCCUCCAACCCAAUCAUGGAGUCAAUUGGAAAUGCUAAGACAACCAGGAAUGAUAAUAGCAGCCGUUUUGGGAAGUAUAUUGAGAUUGGUUUUGAUAAGAGAUAUCGAAUCAUUGGUGCCAAUAUGAGAACUUACCUUUUAGAGAAAUCCAGGGUGGUGUUCCAGGCAGAAGAGGAGAGAAACUAUCAUAUCUUCUAUCAGCUUUGUGCCUCAGCAAAGUUACCUGAAUUUAAAAUGCUGCGAUUAGGAGAUGCAAAUAACUUUCAUUACACGAUGCAAGGUGGCAGUCCUGAGAUUGAAGGAGUGGAUGAUGCCAAGGAGAUGGCAAAUACCAGGCAGGCCUGCACUUUGCUAGGAAUUAGUGAAUCUUACCAGAUGGGAAUUUUCCGAAUACUUGCUGGAAUCCUUCACUUAGGCAAUGUUGGAUUUACGUCUCGAGAUUCAGACAGCUGCACAAUACCUCCCAAGCAUGAACCUCUCAGCAUCUUCUGUGACCUCAUGGGUGUGGACUAUGAGGAGAUGUGUCACUGGCUCUGCCAUCGGAAGCUGGCUACUGCCACAGAGACAUACAUCAAGCCCAUCUCCAAGCUGCAGGCCACAAAUGCCCGUGAUGCUUUGGCCAAGCACAUCUAUGCCAAGCUCUUUAGCUGGAUUGUAGAUCAUGUCAAUCAAGCUCUCCAUUCUGCUGUCAAACAGCACUCUUUUAUUGGUGUGCUGGACAUUUAUGGAUUUGAAACAUUUGAGAUAAAUAGUUUUGAACAGUUUUGCAUAAAUUAUGCAAAUGAAAAACUACAGCAACAAUUCAAUAUGCAUGUCUUCAAAUUAGAACAAGAGGAAUAUAUGAAGGAACAAAUUCCAUGGACACUCAUAGAUUUUUAUGAUAAUCAGCCUUGCAUUAAUCUUAUAGAAUCUAAACUGGGCAUUCUAGAUUUGUUGGAUGAGGAAUGCAAGAUGCCUAAAGGUACAGAUGACACUUGGGCCCAAAAAUUGUACAACACGCACUUGAACAAAUGUGCACUCUUUGAAAAGCCCCGUCUAUCAAACAAAGCUUUCAUCAUCCAACAUUUUGCUGACAAAGUGGAAUACCAGUGUGAAGGCUUUCUGGAAAAGAAUAAAGACACUGUUUUUGAAGAACAAAUUAAAGUUCUUAAAUCAAGCAAGUUUAAGAUGCUACCAGAAUUGUUUCAAGAUGAUGAGAAGGCCAUCAGUCCAACCUCAGCCACCUCUUCAGGGCGCACGCCCCUCACCCGCACUCCUGUAAAGCCCACCAAAGGCAGACCAGGCCAGAUGGCCAAAGAGCACAAGAAGACAGUGGGGCACCAGUUCCGAAACUCCCUUCACCUGCUUAUGGAGACCCUGAACGCCACUACCCCUCACUACGUCCGCUGCAUUAAGCCUAAUGACUUCAAGUUCCCAUUCACGUUUGAUGAGAAGAGGGCAGUGCAGCAGCUGAGAGCGUGUGGUGUCCUGGAAACCAUCCGAAUCAGCGCAGCGGGAUUCCCCUCGCGGUGGACUUACCAAGAGUUUUUCAGCCGCUACCGUGUCCUAAUGAAGCAAAAAGAUGUGCUGAGUGACAGGAAGCAAACGUGCAAGAAUGUAUUGGAGAAACUGAUCCUGGACAAGGACAAAUACCAGUUUGGUAAGACAAAGAUCUUUUUCCGUGCCGGUCAAGUGGCCUAUCUAGAAAAGCUGAGGGCGGACAAGCUGAGAGCCGCCUGCAUCCGGAUCCAGAAGACGAUCCGAGGGUGGCUGCUGCGGAAGAAGUACCUUCGCAUGCGGAAGGCGGCCAUCACCGUGCAGAGAUACGUGCGCGGCUACCAGGCCCGAUGCUAUGCUAAGUUCCUGCGCAGAACCAAGGCAGCAACCAUCAUUCAGAAGUACUGGCGCAUGUACAUAGUUCGCAAGAGGUACAAGAUUAAACGAACUGCUACUAUCGUUCUUCAGUCUUAUUUGCGAGGCUACUUAGCCAGAAAUAGGUAUCGCAAGAUACUCCGUGAGCACAAAGCAGUCAUCAUUCAGAAGUGGGUCCGGGGCUGGCUGGCUCGCACUUACUACAAGAGGAGCAUGCAUGCCAUUAUCUACCUUCAGUGCUGUUUCCGACGGAUGAUGGCCAAGCGCGAGCUGAAAAAGCUCAAGAUCGAGGCCCGAUCCGUGGAGCGCUAUAAGAAGCUCCACAUUGGCAUGGAGAACAAGAUCAUGCAGCUGCAGCGCAAAGUUGAUGAGCAGAACAAAGACUACAAAUGCCUCAUGGAGAAACUGACCAAUCUGGAAGGAAUAUACAACUCUGAGACUGAGAAACUACGAAAUGACUUAGAACGUCUUCAGCUAAGUGAGGAGGAAGCAAAGAUUGCCACCGGGCGGGUCCUCAGUCUGCAGGAAGAAAUUGCCAAGCUCCGGAAAGACCUGGAACAAACUCAGUCAGAGAAGAAAUCCAUUGAAGAACGUGCAGAUAGAUACAAACAAGAAACUGAGCAGCUGGUAUCAAAUCUGAAGGAAGAAAAUACUUUGCUGAAGCAGGAAAAGGAGGCCCUCAAUCACCUUAUCGUGGAGCAGGCUAAGGAAAUGACAGAGACUAUGGAGAAGAAGUUGGUAGAAGAAACAAAACAACUGGAACUUGAUCUUAAUGAUGAAAGGCUGAGAUAUCAGAACCUUCUGAAUGAGUUCAGUCGCUUGGAAGAACGAUAUGAUGACCUCAAGGAAGAGAUGACUCUGAUGGUGAACGUGCCUAAGCCUGGACACAAGAGAACAGACUCCACCCACAGCAGCAAUGAGUCUGAAUACACCUUUAGCUCUGAAAUUACGGAAACUGAAGACAUUCCAUCAAGGACAGAGGAGCCAAGCGAGAAGAAGGUGCCUCUGGACAUGUCAUUGUUCCUCAAGCUCCAGAAGCGGGUCACAGAGCUGGAGCAGGAGAAGCAGGUGAUGCAGGAUGAGCUGGACCGCAAGGAGGAGCAGGUGCUCCGCAGCAAGGCCAAGGAAGAAGAAAGACCGCAAAUUAGAGGUGCAGAACUGGAGUAUGAGUCACUUAAGCGUCAAGAACUAGAAUCAGAAAACAAAAAACUGAAAAAUGAGCUAAAUGAGUUACGCAAGGCACUCAGUGAGAAAAGUGCCCCGGAGGUGACCGCUCCAGGUGCACCAGCCUACCGUGUCCUCAUGGAGCAGCUGACCUCUGUGAGUGAGGAGCUCGAUGUCCGCAAGGAGGAGGUCCUCAUCUUGAGGUCUCAGCUGGUGAGCCAGAAAGAGGCCAUCCAACCCAAGAAUACAAUGACAGAUUCCACAAUACUUUUGGAAGAUGUACAAAAAAUGAAAGAUAAAGGCGAAAUAGCACAAGCAUACAUUGGUUUGAAAGAAACAAACAGAUCAUCUGCUAUGGAUUGCCAUGAGUUGAAUGAGGAUGGAGAGCUGUGGCUGGUUUAUGAAGGGUUAAAACAAGCCAACAGGCUCCUGGAAUCCCAGCUCCAGUCGCAGAAGAGGAGCCAUGAGAAUGAGGCUGAAGCCCUCCGCGGGGAGAUCCAGAGCCUGAAGGAGGAGAACAACCGGCAGCAGCAGCUGCUGGCCCAGAACCUGCAGCUGCCCCCGGAGGCCCGCAUCGAGGCCAGCCUGCAGCAUGAGAUCACCCGGCUGACCAACGAAAACUUGUAUUUUGAGGAAUUAUAUGCAGAUGACCCUAAGAAGUAUCAGUCAUAUCGGAUUUCACUGUACAAACGGAUGAUUGAUUUGAUGGAACAACUUGAAAAACAAGAUAAGACUGUCCGGAAACUGAAAAAACAACUGAAAGUAUUUGCCAAAAAAAUUGGUGAACUAGAAGUGGGCCAGAUGGAGAACAUCUCCCCAGGACAGAUCAUUGAUGAACCCAUCCGUCCAGUCAACAUUCCCAGGAAAGAAAAGGAUUUCCAAGGAAUGCUGGAAUACAAGAAGGAGGAUGAGCAGAAACUUGUUAAGAACCUGAUUCUGGAACUGAAGCCGCGUGGUGUAGCAGUCAAUUUAAUUCCAGGGUUACCAGCAUAUAUCCUCUUUAUGUGUGUGCGACAUGCUGACUACCUGAAUGAUGAUCAGAAAGUAAGGUCAUUGCUAACAUCAACAAUUAACAGCAUCAAAAAAGUAUUAAAGAAAAGAGGUGAUGAUUUUGAAACUGUCUCCUUCUGGCUCUCUAACACAUGCCGAUUUUUGCACUGCUUGAAGCAGUACAGUGGAGAAGAGGGCUUUAUGAAACACAACACAUCUCGCCAGAAUGAACACUGCCUCACCAAUUUUGACCUGGCUGAGUACCGGCAGGUGCUAAGUGACUUGGCCAUUCAGAUCUACCAGCAGCUUGUGCGGGUGUUAGAGAACAUCCUUCAGCCAAUGAUCGUCUCUGGCAUGCUGGAGCAUGAAACCAUUCAGGGAGUAUCUGGGGUGAAGCCCACAGGGCUAAGAAAGCGGACUUCCAGCAUCGCCGAUGAGGGCACCUACACGCUGGACUCCAUCCUCCGGCAGCUCAACUCCUUCCAUUCGGUCAUGUGUCAGCACGGCAUGGACCCCGAGCUAAUCAAGCAGGUGGUCAAGCAGAUGUUCUACAUUGUGGGGGCCAUCACCCUCAACAACCUCCUCCUGCGGAAGGACAUGUGCUCCUGGAGUAAAGGCAUGCAGAUCAGGUACAAUGUCAGUCAGCUGGAAGAAUGGCUACGUGACAAGAAUCUGAUGAACAGUGGGGCUAAAGAAACCCUGGAACCUCUCAUUCAGGCUGCUCAGCUUUUGCAAGUGAAAAAGAAAACAGAUGAUGAUGCAGAAGCCAUUUGUUCCAUGUGCAAUGCGUUAACUACUGCCCAGAUUGUCAAAGUGUUAAAUUUGUAUACUCCAGUUAAUGAGUUUGAAGAACGAGUGUCUGUAUCGUUUAUUCGUACUAUACAGAUGCGUUUACGAGACAGGAAGGACUCUCCUCAGCUGCUCAUGGAUGCUAAACACAUCUUUCCUGUCACCUUCCCUUUUAACCCAUCCUCUCUCGCGCUGGAAACCAUCCAGAUCCCAGCCAGCCUGGGCCUGGGCUUCAUAUCACGGGUCUGAACGUGAGGGCAAGGCAAACAGGGACAGUACAUUUCUUGCCUGAAAUAAGAACCCAUUAUUUCCAGUGAGCUACUGAAAACACAUUUUUAAAGAGAAAGUACUGAUUAUCUCCUAAACAAGAGGUUCUUAACUGGAAAUCUCCCUAGAAUACUUUCAUCACCUUGGAAAGAAAGAUAGGCUCCUUUGUACUGUGUUACCUUUAUAGCAACACUCAUCCGUGAGCAGUUAGGUAUCCUGAGUUUACAUGCAGGUGAAUGACGAAAGGAAGGAAGAUAAAUGUGUCUUCAGAUGCCAGCAUCUAAAUGGUAUAAAAAAGGUAAAUUCCAGAUAUGAGCUGUUGUUAGGAAGGCGCCAACAAAGAACGUCGUCUGCACUACGCAGAACUGAAAGAAAAAUCGCCGUUGAGUACGUAUCAUAUCAGUUUAGGAAUCAGUUAUGCUGAUAUUGUCAAACUGGAUCAAAGAAAUAAACUGGCAAUAUGUAAAGUAA
This is a messenger RNA of Equus quagga, 6299 nucleotides long. It is a transcript of the gene MYO5A, whose product is annotated as myosin VA. The record is from RefSeq and is a predicted model, not a curated record. Gene Ontology annotation, molecular function: actin filament binding; ATP binding; microfilament motor activity. The transcript has 41 exons. NCBI's taxonomy places the organism in Eukaryota, Metazoa, Chordata, Mammalia, Perissodactyla, Equidae. The coding region runs from base 177 to 5810 and encodes 1877 amino acids. Gene Ontology annotation, biological process: vesicle transport along actin filament; actin filament organization. Gene Ontology annotation, cellular component: cytoplasm; vesicle; actin cytoskeleton.